UCCGUGAUGCCGUUCAGUUGAACUUUCUCCGUGUUGUGGUGAACUUCUUCUUCAUACGUAGUACCCAUCAUCAUUAGAGUUGUUGGAUCGCGGAUUUUUGACGAUGCUUUACCGUUCGCGAUUUUGUUUCGAACUUUUUCUGUGGCUGUUCUGGGCUCGUGCCCAGGCGAACGUUGCGGACGCUGAGGUCAAUAUCGACACCACGAUCGAGGAGCAUAUGCGGAAAGAUGCGGACUUGUCUCAGUUUUACUCCCUGUUACAAAGAGAAGUGGUUGCCAAUAACACCCUUCAACAUGAGGCAGUUACCAUUUUUGCCCCCAUUAACGAAGCAUUUCAAAAAUUGGGACUUGGAAAAGAAGAUGAUCCCCGUUUGGUACGAUACCAUCUGA
Messenger RNA from Agrilus planipennis (emerald ash borer), 389 nucleotides. RefSeq names its product fasciclin-1-like. The record is from RefSeq and is a predicted model, not a curated record. Lineage: Eukaryota; Metazoa; Arthropoda; Insecta; Coleoptera; Buprestidae.